Lentinula edodes (shiitake mushroom) is the source of this 432-nucleotide messenger RNA. RefSeq lists its product as uncharacterized. The record is from RefSeq and is a predicted model, not a curated record. The transcript has a single exon. Lineage: Eukaryota; Fungi; Basidiomycota; Agaricomycetes; Agaricales; Omphalotaceae. The annotation marks the transcript as partial.
AUGGCGCUACCGGGCUCCAUACCCACUCUGCAGGCUCACAACACCGGCAAUUACACCAGGGUUGACAACCUCUUCUGCACCGACACACUCCUCGAUCACAUCAUCUUCUGUAAUACAGUCCCCUCCAAGCGACCUAUACUCACGGACCACUUUCCUAUACACACAACCUUCGACAUACAGCUCCCAACAGUAGAUGAACGCGAACGAUGGAAUUGGGCAAAGGUCGACUGGGAGGAGUUCGCAGAACGACUAGAAGAGGUACUGGGAGAACUAGAGCCACCAAGGGAAAUUGAGACGGAGGAAACAUUUUGGAAUGCAUUGGGGAAUUUCGAUACAGCCGUACAACGGGUCAUCAAAGAGGUGGUCCCAAAGGCGAAACCGAGCCCACACCAACGCCGAUGGUGGAAACCCACCCUUACGGAAUUGAAGAAA